UACUCUACAACUACCCACCAUUCCCAGACAGCCUGAAUGAAACAUUGAAGUAAGCCCUCCGACUCUGAUUGAAGUUCAAAAAAAACUAUAGGUAGUCUGAAACGAGAAAGGGUAGCUAGUCCAGAUGGAUUGGCUCCAGAGGUCCUUAAGUAUGAUGGUCCAGUUUUAGCGAUUAGAUUGACUAAUAUUUUAGCUAACUCUGGGAACUGAAUGUAAUUCCAUCUGACUGGUCGCAGUCACUGAUUGUCCCAAUAUAUAAGAAGCGGUCCAAAUCAUCCUGUGAUAACCAUAGAGAGAUUAGUUUGACCAAUACAGCAUCUAAAAUACUAGCCUCAAUAAUUGUCGGACGUUUAACAAAGACUCGUGAACUGCAAACACGAGACAAUCAGGUUGGCUUCAAACCUGGUCGUGGCUACAUCGACCACGUAUUCACCAUUCGUCAGGUUUUAGAUCACAGACAUGCUUAUCGGUGUCCGACAAUGGUGGUCUUCCUUGACUUAAAAGCAGCAUUUGACUCUGUAGACCGAGAGGUUCUGUGGCAGUGUCUGUCAUUGAAAGGCGUACCUCAGAAGUACAUAAACCAUGUGAAGGCUCUUUACUCGAACACUACUAGUCGGGUGAGAGCUUACGGCGAACUUUCAUCUGCUUUUGCAACCUCAAGUGGUGUCUGGCAAGGCUGUCCACUUUCUCUAUUUUCGUUUAACUUCAUCAUAGACAUACUGAUGGAAAUAACGCUCUCAUCGACUGGAUUUCCGGGCAUUGAUCUCCUACCAGGAGGUUCACUUAUCGACUUAGAAUACGCAGAUGAUAUAGUCCUGUUUGGUGAAGACACUGAUAAAAUCCAGUGUCUGUUGGUAGCACUGAGCAACAAUGCCAGGAUGUUUGGGAUGCGCUUCUCCCCCUCUAAAUGCAAGCUGUUGCUUCAGGACUGGUCUGCGUCAACACCUGAACUAAGGAUCAGGAGUGAAGUAGUCGAACGCGUUGACAACUUCACUUAUCUUGGAAGUCUGAUCAGCCCUAAUGGGUCAGUGUCUGACGAAAUCUCUACACAGAUUCGGAAAGCUCGUUUGACUUUUACCAACUUACGUCACCUAUGGCGAAGGCGAGAUAUCCAUCUAUCAAUUAAGGGAUGAGUAUACUGCUUGGCAGUUCGUUCUGUUCUACUUUACGGCUGCGAAACAUCGCCAUUAAGAGUAGAAGAUACUCGUAACUUACUAGUAUUUGACCACAGAUGCCCUAGAAAUGUUGCUCGCAUCCGCUGGGAUCAUCGGGUAAGUAAUAGUAAGGUUAGACGCAGGGUAUUAGGGAAUGAUGGUAAAUCAGUUGAUUAGGUUGUGAAUCUUUAUC
Schistosoma spindalis is the source of this 1347-nucleotide messenger RNA. NCBI's taxonomy places the organism in Eukaryota, Metazoa, Platyhelminthes, Trematoda, Strigeidida, Schistosomatidae. The record is from the annotation of a GenBank genome assembly.